Molecule: messenger RNA, 1798 nt
Organism: Pollicipes pollicipes
Lineage: Eukaryota; Metazoa; Arthropoda; Thecostraca; Pollicipedomorpha; Pollicipedidae
Exons: 2
Coding region: 353-1315 (320 amino acids)
Source: RefSeq, a predicted model, not a curated record
CCAGCUCGAACGCUGGUGCGUGUCGCGUGCUGGUGCAGUCGUGACGCUUGACUGUGCGCGUGUGCGCUUGUGUCAAUAGAGCAGUUCGCGGUGUGGCAGCGAGCGGUCGGUAGAGGCAGUGUGCGGAGGCUGUGCUGCCGUGGUCGGCGGCUUCCAUUGAUCUGUGGGUCACGGGUCAGCCGACGGCGCGGGGCGAACUGACGCUGCGCUCCCAGUGUUGUUUUCGGAUACAUCAGUGACGUUGAAGUUCGCCGCCACUUACUGAACGUUUUCGUGGAAUGUGUCGCCAAGGGAAUAUGAACCAUCAGAUCCGGACCAUGUGCUGCGCCUGCCCCGCGCCAGCCCCUCGUCCAUGGCGAGCGCCAGACGCCUGCAGCCGCUGCCGCGCCUCUCGCGCGUGCGCUCCCUCUCGGCGCCGCUGACUUACUCGGACCCGGCGCACCUGGCCGACUGGGACUGGAACGGCUGGGACGAGCGGCCCGUCGCUGACGGCUCCGUGCCUCCCACCGCCUUCUCGUUUCGGCAGCGCGCCGCCGAAAAGCAGCGCAAGCGCUCGUCGGCGUUGGACGCGACCGCCGCGCAGAGUCUGGGCGGCCAGCGCGUGGCCGGCGCACGAUCCUCACCGCUCGUGCCGCGGCCGGCGCGACCCGAGCCUGACUACGACGACUUCCGGCGCCAGCUGAGCAGCGACCGCGAGGACGACUACGCCUACGCGUACGACUGUAUCGUGUCGCCGGCCGAGGUGAUCCUGUCCGAAAUGGACGGCGAGCUGCCGGGCGACGGCUACGCCUACGGCGGCCGCGAGAACAUCUACGAGGAGCUGGACGGGGUGGCGCGGCAGGCGGCCGAGCCACCGUCGCCCGGGCCGCGCUACUCGGACCCCGUGCACUCGGAGGUGGAGCGCGUGCAGCGCGUGCACAGCCAGGUGCUGGGAGAGCUGCGUCUGGACAUGGAGGCCAUGCUGAUGCCCAGCCAGCGGUGGCGGCACCUGCACGUGCCGGUGGGCCCCACGGACGAACUGCUCAGCCCGGACUCGGGCUUCCAGUCGGGCUCCGGCUCAGGCUCGACGGUCGUCUCCAACUACGACACGCCCAACGGGCCGCGCACGGUGGUGGUGCGUCCGCCGCACGCGCCCAGAAUGCGCAAGUGCGAGUCGCUCGACCUGAAGGACGCUCUGGCACGGCACAAGGCCAAGGCGGCGUCCAGCGCCGGCGGCGAGAAAAGACUCUGGAAACUGACCUCUGUGAUAAGUGGACUGUUGGGUAAGUACCACCAGAGCCGGAGCAAGCGACGACGUCCCGUGAGCCCGCUGUGACGUGCGCUCGGCUGCACCGCCUGCACGCGCCUGCACGUGCCUGCGCGUAUCGCACGCCUGGCACUGCCGCGUGCACCGCCUCUGGUCCGCAAACGACACCGACAAACAUGCUCUCUUGCCGCCCCAGACAUCGCGUUUCCGUCGAUCGUUGUGAAGAGUUAUCGCCGUUUUUGUCCGAGUGAAAGGGGUAUCGUCGUGGGGCGGCCCGUCCAGGGGUGGGAACUGGUCGCAUUCUCGUGGCGCCUUCGAGCGCGGCGGUUGGCGAGUGGGCCGUUCCCUGUUGGGAAUGGCGCCGUCUCCUCGUUUGUUUUACUCAUUAGUCCUAGUCACGUCCCUGCUCAAGCCCCACCCUGCUGACGUCAGUCGUCACGUGACCCGGUGUGACCAUGAGCGUUGCCUUCUGUGGUGUGUGCUCGGUAGAACCGGAAUGACUCUCUUUCUGUCUCCGUGUGUUGUUGGUUCUCAAUACAGUAUUAUCUCUCA